ACAAAGAAGAAAAAUUUGAGGAGCACAAAUAGAAAACCAAGAAAGAAGAAUGGAAACGAAAACCAGAAAGAAGAGAGAGCGAGAGAGAGAGAAGGCGAAGAAACAGAGAGAGAGAGAGAGAGAGAGAGAGGAAAGGAGGAAAGAGAGAGAGGGCGAUAGAGAUGGAUUGAGGUAUCGCGUAAUGGAGUCAAAGAUCAAGAAGGCAUAGAAACGGUCGCGGUCAAGGACUCGGUGCUACUAAGGGAGGGCUUCCUCUUCUCUACCCACCUUUUGAGCUUCUGAGAAGCCAAGGUUCGGAGACGUCGAUAGGUGAGACGAAAGGGAUAGAGAAACGGGGAAGAAAAGACAGAGACAGGAGGAAGUCUUUGCGCGUUGAUCGAUCUUUCCUCUCUCUGUUCGUCUUUUCUCGGGGAAUCGGAUCAGAAAGAAGGUCAAGAUCGAGGUUGCAGAACCAACUUACCUGUUUCGUUCGUUCAUGCUGUUGGAGUGGAAGGAAACCUCCCACGUGGCCUUCAACUAUUCUUGAGGAAUCUGAGCAAGAAGCAGCUUCAUGCUCAAAUCAGCGGCUUCUUACGGUGAUAAGAGAAACAACUUGAGCAUUGAGGGAAUAACUUUGGGGACAUCACAACUGGUACCAACGGAUCCGUCUUCAGGAAACCCGAGUUUCGCCAGUGUGGUUGGUCUGGAUUGCAUACUGAAUAUCAUCAGGGCCCUCAGAAUGGGGUCCUGCUUGUCGACAGAUGGGGGUGGUUCUUAUCCUCCAUACACUCCUAGGAAUAAGAAGGUGAAGAAAAAGAAUGGGAUGCGAGGCCCAUCUUUUGAUUCUAAGAGGGAGGAGCAGCUGCUUAAGAUACCAGGGCGGAUGUUUCUGAAUGAAGCAAGCAAAGUUGCUUCUUUGUUCACCCAGCAAGGGAGAAAGGGCUUGAAUCAGGACGCUAUGAUCGUUUGGGAGAAUUUUGGUUCCAGAACAGAUACUGUUUUUUGUGGAGUUUUUGAUGGCCAUGGUCCUUUCGGUCAUCUUGUUGCCAAGAGAGUGAGGGAUUCUCUUCCAUUUAAGCUCAGUGCACACUGGCAGGUUAACAUUGGCAAUGAUGAUAGUCUAUGUGAUGGCAUUAGUAGAGCAGGUAGCGUGACAUCAGAUGAGACAUCUUCUCUGUGCAUGGAUGAGGAACCAAGGUCAUCUACUGAUCUUAGUGAGAUGGAGAAGCUUCCAGACAUCUUUAUGACACUCAAAGAGUCAUUUCUUAAGGCCUUCAAGGUGAUGGAUAAGGAGCUUAAACUGCACUCAGACAUUGAUUGUUUCUGUAGUGGAACAACAGCAGUCACGUUGGUCAAGCAGGGCCAAGAUCUUGUAAUUGGCAAUGUUGGUGAUUCUAGGGCAGUAUUGGGCACAAGGAAUGAAGAUGACAGUCUAACUGCUGUGCAGUUGACAGUGGACCUCAAGCCCAACCUUCCAAGAGAAGAAGAGAGGAUCCGGAGAUGUAAAGGACGGGUCUUUGCUCUGCAUGAUGAGCCAGAAGUGGCUCGUGUGUGGCUUCCUUAUAGCGAUUCCCCUGGUUUGGCAAUGGCAAGAGCAUUUGGUGAUUUUUGUCUAAAGGAUUUUGGGUUGAUCUCUGUUCCUGAAGUAUUCUACCGUCGUCUCACUGAAAGAGACGAAUUUGUUGUGUUAGCUACCGAUGGGAUAUGGGACGUUCUCUCCAAUAAGGAGGUAGUGGACAUUGUGGCUUCAGCUCCUGCCCGCUCUUCAGCUGCAAGAUCUCUGGUUGAGUCUGCAGUCAGAGCAUGGAGGCUCAAAUACCCCACAUCUAAAGUUGAUGACUGUGCUGUUGUCUGUCUCUUCCUGAAGUCGAAUUCCAAAGUUCAAGAGGACACAAAACCAAGAGAACCAGCUUCAGAGCCAGUAGAAGUGGCUUCAAAAUAUGCCAGGAUUGAGGGAGGGGAACUGCCAUCAAGUCCAGUCUUUGAACGAUCUUCCACUGUUCGUGCCAGCAAUGAGGUUACCCUAGAAUCUGGAGUUCCAGGUUCUCCAGCACACCAGAUUAAGGGAGUUAAAGGCUCGCCAUCACACAGAAGCCAAGAUAAGCUGGCAAGAAGCAUGUCAAGGAAAGACAGCAAGCAUGGUGAGGGGGUCUCAGUGGAGACAGAUGAGUGGCUGGCAUUGGAGGGUGUCAGCAGAGUGAAUACCCUGCUGACACUUCCGAGAUUUGUGCCUGGAGAAAAGAAGAGGCCAGCUGAUCACGAAUCUCGGAAGUGAGUUGAAUAUGGCAAGAUUUAGCAGGAGAAAUUUUAAUUUGUAUCUUACAUUCUAUUACAAUUCUUUUUUUUUUUUCCAUUUUUGUUCUUCAUAGAAAUAUAUAUAUACAUAGAUGUGUGUCCUGCCCGCAGGCUUGUAGUUCUAUUCAGGUAUGGCCCUCCUUGCACUGUUUUAUUUCUAGUGAGAAGGGCUGCAGUUGGAGUAUACAUGAAAAAAUGAACAGAUCUUAAAGUGUCCUAGAUUGUACAAGUUCGUCUUUGAUUGUUAAUAAAUUCAGGUCAAUAUUGAAGGAAAACUUAUUUAGCACCA
Nymphaea colorata (pocket water lily) is the source of this 2563-nucleotide messenger RNA. RefSeq names its product probable protein phosphatase 2C 33. Gene Ontology annotation, biological process: protein dephosphorylation. NCBI's taxonomy places the organism in Eukaryota, Viridiplantae, Streptophyta, Magnoliopsida, Nymphaeales, Nymphaeaceae. Gene Ontology annotation, molecular function: protein serine/threonine phosphatase activity. The transcript has 6 exons. The record is from RefSeq and is a predicted model, not a curated record. Bases 551 to 2254 code for a protein of 567 amino acids.